CGUGGCGCCACUAAUACAGCUGUUAUGAAUGAGGUUAUGUAGCACAUGGUAUACGAUCAACAGAUAUUGUUGAGACAAUAGUGAUUUUUUCAGUGAAUAUAAAAAGGAUCACACAAUUAGCCUUAAAAUGUCCUCGUGGAAGAAAGCUGGAAAGGUAGGCCAGAAAACUCACCGGGAACGUCAUCAACCAGAAGCCCGCAGACACCUGGGCUUGUUGGAAAAGAAGAAGGACUAUGUCGCCAGAGCUAAGGAUUUCCAGGAGAAGCAGGCGACGAUCAAGCUUCUGCGGAAGCGUGCACUCAACAAAAAUCCGGAUGAGUUCCAUUUUCAUAUGAUCAAUUCCAAAUUGGAGAAUGGCGUACACAAAGAAAAGAAGCAGGCAGAACACACACCCGAGCAAAUCAAGCUAAUGGAGACACAGGAUAUCAAAUAUAUAGCAUAUAGAAAACAUCUUGAGUCAAGGAAGAUAAACAAGUUACAGAGCGAAUUACACAUGAUCGACACAGCUAAUGAGACGAAGAAUCAACACAUCUUCUUCGUAGAUAACAAUGAGGAGAUGAAGAAUUUCGACCUAGCUAAGAAAUUGGACACUCAUCCUGCAUUGCUAUCCAGACGAAUCAAUCGACCAAGAAUGAGCCAGCUGAGCAAGAUGAAGCUGCCAGAAUUAGAUGAGAAGGCUAUGGCCAAACUCCAGCAGAAGAAUCACAUGUCUUAUACAGAACUCGCCAAGAGGCUCGAUAGAGAACGCGAAUUAACGAUCGUGCAACAAAAAUUGGAAAUGCGUACUGCACUGAAGGACCAAAAGAUCACAAAGCCAAAAUGUAUAAAGCCUGGUACAAAGGUUUCUGCUCCUAUCUAUAAAUGGAAAUAUGAGAGAAAACGAUGACUUAUGUAAGUGUACGUACAUAUAUAUAUAUGUGUUUGUAUUUCAUAAUUUUUUAUUACCAUUAUUAAAUAUCACAAAAAAGUGUA
Molecule: messenger RNA, 972 nt
Organism: Odontomachus brunneus
Lineage: Eukaryota; Metazoa; Arthropoda; Insecta; Hymenoptera; Formicidae
Product: probable U3 small nucleolar RNA-associated protein 11
Exons: 2
Coding region: 128-886 (252 amino acids)
Biological process (GO): rRNA processing
Cellular component (GO): nucleolus; small-subunit processome
Source: RefSeq, a predicted model, not a curated record